CGGGACGCAGGGCGGAGCCGCUGCAGGGGCGGGGCCUGCGGACAGGAGCCGGGGUUUGGGGCGGGAACCCCUCGUCCCCUGCUGACCCCGCCUGCUCGGGCGCGGGCGGCGGCGCGGCCAUGAAGCUGAAGCUGAAGAACGUGUUUCUCGCCUACUUCCUGGUGUCGAUCGCCGGCCUCCUCUACGCGCUGGUACAGCUCGCCAAGGGAAUGGAUCGAACCCUGCCCCUUAUGCAAAGAUUUAGAGACAGUGCCACUGCGUUAUCCUCAGGCCAGCCAUGUGACUGCCUUCCUCCCCUGCGGGCAGCAGCCGAGCAGCUACGGCAGAAGGAUCUGAGGAUUUCCCAGCUGCAAGCGGAACUCCGACGGCCACCCCCUGCCCCUGCCCAGCCCCCUGAACCCGAGGCCCUGCCUACUAUCUAUGUUGUUACCCCCACCUAUGCCAGGCUGGUACAGAAGGCAGAGCUGGUACGACUGUCCCAGACACUGAGCCUGGUGCCCCGGCUGCAUUGGCUGCUGGUGGAGGAUGCUGAGGGUCCCACCCCGCUGGUCUCAGGGCUGCUGGCUGCCUCUGGCCUCCUCUUCACACACUUAGUGGUCCUCACGCCCAAAGCCCAGCGGCUUCGGGAGGGCGAGCCUGGCUGGGUUCAUCCCCGUGGUGUCGAGCAGCGGAACAAGGCCCUGGACUGGCUCCGGGGCAGAGGGGGUGCUGUGGGUGGGGAGAAGGACCCACCACCACCAGGGACCCAAGGAGUCGUCUACUUUGCUGACGAUGACAACACCUACAGCCGGGAGCUGUUUGAGGAGAUGCGCUGGACCCGUGGUGUCUCAGUGUGGCCUGUGGGGCUGGUGGGCGGCCUGCGAUUCGAGGGCCCUCAGGUACAGGAUGGCCGGGUAGUGGGCUUCCACACAGCAUGGGAGCCCAACAGGCCCUUUCCUGUGGAUAUGGCUGGAUUUGCUGUGGCCCUGCCCUUGCUGUUAGAUAAGCCCAAUGCCCAAUUUGAUUCCACCGCUCCCCGGGGCCACCUGGAGAGCAGUCUUCUGAGCCACCUUGUGGAUCCCAAGGACCUGGAGCCACGGGCUGCCAACUGCACUCGGGUACUGGUGUGGCAUACACGGACAGAGAAGCCCAAGAUGAAGCAGGAGGAGCAGCUGCAGCGGCAGGGCCGGGGCUCAGACCCAGCAAUUGAGAUGUGGGCUCCUGUUGCUGCACAGGUCGAGCCAGGGUCCAAACUUUGGAGUCCUGGCUGCUCCAUCAGACAGAAAUCAGUUCUCCCAGGCCCCCAUCCCCUUGACAAGAAAAAGCAAUUGCUUCCAUCCAAAAACUUUAUUGAGUCUAUAUCAGAAUCAGCCUCCAGGCCUUCUCAUGUCACUUUCCCAUCACUCUGUUCUUUGCUGUUCCCUGGUGGUUCUGACUACAAGGGCUAGGCCCUAGGACAUCUGGUUUUCUUUCUUACCCCAGUCCAGCUCGCUGACUAUCCUCAGGCCCUCUAAUCCUACGAUCCCCCCAACCUGGAGCCUUGGUAAGGAGUUGUGAGGUUUUCAGACUUGUCCAUCCCUCCCUCUUCCUCACCCCAAGCUCCAGGCCUCUAGGCCUCAGAUAGAUCCUCCUUGGGAGGUGCUUCUGCUGGUGGGGCCUCCUCAGGUGCUGGCCUGCAGGCAACCCCUCCCUGUAGCCAUGCUGUUUUCAGCAUAUCUUUCAGCCCACUGGGAAAGAGAUAGCCCUGGGUCUCUCCUCCCGCAUCAAUGACCCCUCCAAGCCCCUCCAGUGCUGUUUGCAGGUACCUCAGGCCAAGGAGCACCAGAGCCUGUGGGGGAAGCAAGGGGAAAGAGUCAGGGAGAGUCAGCGGUUCCAAGAGGCCCAGGGUUGGAGGCAGGGAGGAGUCCCGGGUGGAAGGAGGUGUCAGAUGCUUUGCUGACUCACCUGCAGUAGGAAGGUGACAGCCAGCAUGCUACCCAGUGUGCCUGCCAAGUCCUGCAAGUGCUCCAGCAGCACCUCAUGGCACCCUUGGGUCCAGAGGUUUUGGUUGGGUUGUCGGGGAUCGAACAGGGGGUGGGCGUAGGAGUCUGAAAGACGGUUUUGCAGGCAAGGCCGGGGUGAGUGGGGGUUGCAACAGGAGAAAGGGACCCCAUCAGUCAGGUAUAGGCCUUCUACAUUGCUCUGGAUCCGGCUGCAAAGGGAGGGACAGAGGGGUUAGGAUGUCUGGAGAUAGAGGCCUGGGGGAGGGACUGAAGGGCACAGGUGUUCAGAAGGGAAAAAGAAUAGUAAAACAUUUACUGACUGCUGUACUAUGUGCCAGCCAAGCAUAAUUCACAUCUUCACAACAACUCUAUCAGAUAAGUACUAUUAUUUCCAUUUUACAGGUGAAGGAAUGGGCCCAGGGUGGUUUGGUAACAUGCCCUGGGUUUCACAGCUAAUAAAUGGCAGAGCUGUAA
Messenger RNA from Pan troglodytes (chimpanzee), 2435 nucleotides. RefSeq names its product beta-1,3-glucuronyltransferase 3 (gene B3GAT3). Gene Ontology annotation, molecular function: galactosylgalactosylxylosylprotein 3-beta-glucuronosyltransferase activity. Bases 120 to 1427 code for a protein of 435 amino acids. Gene Ontology annotation, biological process: chondroitin sulfate proteoglycan biosynthetic process; carbohydrate metabolic process. The transcript has 7 exons. Lineage: Eukaryota; Metazoa; Chordata; Mammalia; Primates; Hominidae. The record is from RefSeq and is a predicted model, not a curated record. Gene Ontology annotation, cellular component: Golgi membrane.